Molecule: messenger RNA, 730 nt
Organism: Cyprinus carpio (common carp)
Lineage: Eukaryota; Metazoa; Chordata; Actinopteri; Cypriniformes; Cyprinidae
Gene: zmat2
Product: zinc finger, matrin-type 2
Biological process (GO): mRNA splicing, via spliceosome
Cellular component (GO): U4/U6 x U5 tri-snRNP complex; spliceosomal complex
Molecular function (GO): nucleic acid binding; zinc ion binding
Source: RefSeq, a predicted model, not a curated record
CAUCACGGUAGCAAAAUGGCGUCUGGCAGCGGGUCCAAGAAUGAUUUUCGUCGUAAAUGGGACAAAGGUGAAUAUGAAAAAGAUGGCAAGCCUGUGCCCCCCGUCAAGCGGGAGCUUCUCCGCCACAGAGAUUAUAAAGUGGAUCUGGAGUCAAAACUGGGGAAGACCCUCGUCAUCACAAAGACCACACCACAGGCUGAGAUGGGAGGGUACUACUGCAAUGUCUGUGAUUGUGUAGUAAAAGAUUCCAUAAAUUUCUUGGAUCAUAUCAAUGGUAAAAAACAUCAGAGAAACCUGGGAAUGUCCAUGCGAGUAGAGCGCUCUUCAUUGGACCAAGUUAAAAAACGUUUUGAAGUUAACAAGAAAAAGCUGGAGGAAAAGCAGAAGGAGUACGAUUUUGAGGAACGAAUGAAGGAGUUGAGAGAGGAGGAGGAGAAAGCGAAAGCCUACAGGAAAGAAAAGCAAAAGGAAAAGAAAAGAAAGGCAGAAGAUGAUCUCAACUUUGAAGAUGAUGAUGAAAUGGCUGCUGUGAUGGGAUUCUCAGGUUUUGGAUCCUCCAAAAAAGGCCACUGAUCACUCAUUUUAAAAGUUUGCUCACCGGGGUCUUCUGUGAAUAGGUAUCCCUGAACUGAAUGAAAAUUUUCAAGAACUUCAUUAUUGCUUUACAGGACCACACAGCUUUUUUUUUUUUUUUUUAUCACAAAUUCUGUUAAAUACCUCUGAUUCAACA